This is a messenger RNA of Pan troglodytes (chimpanzee), 5248 nucleotides long. RefSeq names its product activity dependent neuroprotector homeobox (gene ADNP). Gene Ontology annotation, biological process: regulation of gene expression. The transcript is spliced from 6 exons. NCBI's taxonomy places the organism in Eukaryota, Metazoa, Chordata, Mammalia, Primates, Hominidae. Gene Ontology annotation, cellular component: nucleus. Gene Ontology annotation, molecular function: DNA binding. The coding region runs from base 877 to 4185 and encodes 1102 amino acids. The record is from RefSeq and is a predicted model, not a curated record.
CUUUCUCGGCCGCCAUUUUGGCUGGGGCAGGUUCGGGGACUCGGUCCGAGGCGCUUGUAUUGUCUGCUGAGGGGAGACGCGGGAUCAGCCCCCUCCCCCGCCCGUUGCCGCCGCCGCCUCCGCCGGCCCGGUCUCCCCUCCGCCGCCCGCCGGGAUCCAUGAACUGAACUCCCGCCCCCCCCCCCCCGGCCGCCGCCAUCUUGUGCCCCCUCCCCCUCCCGCAGGCAGCGCUAAGGGGGAUUUUGGCGUCUUCUCAGACACAGCUCCCUCUCUCGGUCCCCGCUGCUGAGGAGCGAGAGGAGCGCGGCCGCCGCCGCCCGCGCCGGUGAAGCCGCCUCUCCCACACCCUCCGUCUCCUCCCUCCGCCCCUCCUUUGUCUGCACCGCUCGACGACGCCGCCGCCGCCCGCCGCUCUGCUGCGCCCGCCGCGCCCCCCGGCAGCACCCGCGGCCGCGGCGCGAGCCGGAGUCCGCCGAGCCGGAGCGCGACGAGGCCCCGGGCGCGCCCUCCCCGCUGCCGCCACCGCCGUGCCGCCGCCAUCCGCCCGCCGCCGCCGCCGCUGUCCGGCCCCCGAGCACGCCGGCCCCGCGCGCGCCUCGAGGCCGAGUCAAGGUGUGAGAUGCACAAUGCGAAACCUAGGCCCCAGCUUUUACACCAUGAUGCGCAGGGUUGUACUUUUUGUACUGAACUGAUAGGUGGCCUAGUGGUUAUGCCCUGUACUACCAUUUUGAGGAUCUGGACUCCGUUUCCUGCCUUGCUCUUUGGACCACAUUGUCAAUUCACACCGAAUACUAUAGCAGUAGGCAGGACAGUUCCAAUUCAACAAAAACCUCUUUACCCUGGCACUCAAAACUGUAAUGAUGAUGAACUGAAACUAUGUUCCAACUUCCUGUCAACAAUCUUGGCAGUUUAAGAAAAGCCCGGAAAACUGUGAAAAAAAUACUUAGUGACAUUGGGUUGGAAUACUGUAAAGAACAUAUAGAAGAUUUUAAACAAUUUGAACCUAAUGACUUUUAUUUGAAAAACACUACAUGGGAGGAUGUAGGACUGUGGGACCCAUCGCUUACGAAAAACCAGGACUAUCGGACAAAACCUUUCUGCUGCAGCGCUUGUCCAUUUUCCUCAAAAUUCUUCUCUGCCUACAAAAGUCAUUUCCGCAAUGUCCAUAGUGAAGACUUUGAAAAUAGGAUUCUCCUUAAUUGCCCCUACUGUACCUUCAAUGCAGACAAAAAGACUUUGGAAACACACAUUAAAAUAUUUCAUGCUCCGAACGCCAGCGCACCAAGUAGCAGCCUCAGCACUUUCAAAGAUAAAAACAAAAAUGAUGGCCUUAAACCUAAGCAGGCUGACAGUGUAGAGCAAGCUGUUUAUUACUGUAAGAAGUGCACUUACCGAGAUCCUCUUUAUGAAAUAGUUAGGAAGCACAUUUACAGGGAACAUUUUCAGCAUGUGGCAGCACCUUACAUAGCAAAGGCAGGAGAAAAAUCACUCAAUGGGGCAGUCCCCUUAGGCUCAAAUGCCCGAGAAGAGAGUAGUAUUCACUGCAAGCGAUGCCUUUUCAUGCCAAAGUCCUAUGAAGCUUUGGUACAGCAUGUCAUCGAAGACCAUGAACGUAUAGGCUAUCAGGUCACUGCCAUGAUUGGGCACACAAAUGUAGUGGUUCCCCGAUCCAAACCCUUGAUGCUAAUUGCUCCCAAACCUCAAGACAAGAAGAGCAUGGGACUCCCACCAAGAAUCGGUUCCCUUGCUUCUGGAAAUGUCCGGUCUUUACCAUCACAGCAGAUGGUGAAUCGACUCUCAAUACCAAAGCCUAACUUAAAUUCUACAGGAGUCAACAUGAUGUCCAGUGUUCAUCUGCAGCAGAACAACUAUGGAGUCAAAUCUGUAGGCCAGGGUUACAGUGUUGGUCAGUCAAUGAGACUGGGUCUAGGUGGCAACGCACCAGUUUCCAUUCCUCAACAAUCUCAGUCUGUAAAGCAGUUACUUCCAAGUGGAAAUGGAAGGUCUUAUGGGCUUGGGUCAGAGCAGAGGUCCCAGGCACCAGCAAGAUACUCCCUGCAGUCUGCUAAUGCCUCUUCUCUCUCAUCGGGCCAGUUAAAGUCUCCUUCCCUCUCUCAGUCACAGGCAUCCAGAGUGUUAGGUCAGUCCAGUUCCAAACCUGCUGCAGCUGCCACAGGCCCUCCCCCAGGUAACACUUCCUCAACUCAAAAGUGGAAAAUAUGUACAAUCUGUAAUGAGCUUUUUCCUGAAAAUGUCUAUAGUGUGCACUUCGAAAAAGAACAUAAAGCUGAGAAAGUCCCAGCAGUAGCCAACUACAUUAUGAAAAUACACAAUUUUACUAGCAAAUGCCUCUACUGUAAUCGCUAUUUACCCACAGAUACCCUGCUCAACCAUAUGUUAAUUCAUGGUCUGUCUUGUCCAUAUUGCCGUUCAACUUUCAAUGAUGUGGAAAAGAUGGCCGCACACAUGCGGAUGGUUCACAUUGAUGAAGAGAUGGGACCUAAAACAGAUUCUACUUUGAGUUUUGAUUUGACAUUGCAGCAGGGUAGUCACACUAACAUCCAUCUCCUGGUAACUACAUACAAUCUGAGGGAUGCCCCAGCUGAAUCUGUUGCUUACCAUGCCCAAAAUAAUCCUCCAGUUCCUCCAAAGCCACAGCCAAAAGUUCAGGAAAAGGCAGAUAUCCCUGUAAAAAGUUCACCUCAAGCUGCAGUGCCCUAUAAAAAAGAUGUUGGGAAAACCCUUUGUCCUCUUUGCUUUUCAAUCCUAAAAGGACCCAUAUCUGAUGCACUUGCACAUCACUUACGAGAGAGGCACCAAGUUAUUCAGACGGUUCAUCCAGUUGAGAAAAAGCUCACCUACAAAUGUAUCCAUUGCCUUGGUGUGUAUACCAGCAACAUGACCGCCUCAACUAUCACUCUGCAUCUAGUUCACUGCAGGGGUGUUGGAAAGACCCAAAAUGGCCAGGAUAAGACAAAUGCACCCUCUCGGCUUAAUCAGUCUCCAAGUCUGGCACCUGUGAAGCGCACUUAUGAGCAAAUGGAAUUUCCCUUACUGAAAAAACGAAAGUUAGAUGAUGAUAGUGAUUCACCCAGCUUCUUUGAAGAGAAGCCUGAAGAGCCUGUUGUUUUAGCUUUAGACCCCAAGGGUCAUGAAGAUGAUUCCUAUGAAGCCAGGAAAAGCUUUCUAACAAAGUAUUUCAACAAACAGCCCUAUCCCACCAGGAGAGAAAUUGAGAAGCUAGCAGCCAGUUUAUGGUUAUGGAAGAGUGACAUCGCUUCCCAUUUUAGUAACAAAAGGAAGAAGUGUGUCCGUGAUUGUGAAAAGUACAAGCCUGGCGUGUUGCUGGGGUUUAACAUGAAAGAAUUAAAUAAAGUCAAGCAUGAGAUGGAUUUUGAUGCUGAGUGGCUAUUUGAAAAUCAUGAUGAGAAGGAUUCCAGAGUCAAUGCUAGUAAGACUGCUGACAAAAAGCUCAACCUUGGGAAGGAAGAUGACAGUUCCUCAGACAGUUUUGAAAAUUUGGAAGAAGAAUCCAAUGAAAGUGGUAGCCCUUUUGACCCUGUUUUUGAAGUUGAACCUAAAAUCUCUAGCGAUAACCCAGAGGAACAUGUACUGAAGGUAAUUCCUGAGGAUGCUUUAGAAUCUGAGGAGAAGCUAGACCAAAAAGAGGAUGGUUCAAAAUACGAAACUAUUCAUUUGACUGAGGAACCAACCAAACUAAUGCACAAUGCAUCUGAUAGUGAGGUUGACCAAGACGAUGUUGUUGAGUGGAAAGACGGUGCUUCUCCAUCUGAGAGUGGGCCUGGAUCCCAACAAGUGUCAGACUUUGAGGACAAUACCUGCGAAAUGAAACCAGGAACCUGGUCUGACGAGUCUUCCCAAAGCGAAGAUGCAAGGAGCAGUAAGCCAGCUGCCAAAAAAAAGGCUACCAUGCAAGGUAACAGAGAGCAGUUGAAAUGGAAGAAUAGUUCCUAUGGAAAAGUUGAAGGGUUUUGGUCUAAGGACCAGUCACAGUGGAAGAAUGCAUCUGAGAAUGAUGAGCGCUUAUCUAACCCCCAGAUUGAGUGGCAGAAUAGCACAAUUGACAGUGAGGAUGGGGAACAGUUUGACAACAUGACUGAUGGAGUAGCUGAGCCCAUGCAUGGCAGCUUAGCCGGAGUUAAACUGAGCAGCCAACAGGCCUAAGUGUCAGGUUCCCUGGCGUUGGUGACAUGCUGCAGCCUGGAACUCUGAUCUCCAGUGUGACUGCAAAGCUGUCUUCUCACUGGUACUGCCUUGUGAGUACUGGUUGGACUGUGGGGCAUGUGGCCGCUGCAGUUCCAGUGGUUAUUUCUAAGUCUAUGACAGGACAGGCUGUUCUUGCUUCAGAACCUUCUCUGACAGACACGGUAACUAAAUGUGAAAAACCAAUAAGCUGGUGACUCAUGAAUACACACGAGGAAAAGCAGAGGUUUAUUUUAUCUGCCUUUUCAACAUUUCUUUCCCUCUGUGAAAUGAUUGGUCAGAUGUCUUUGAGAAGUGUUAAACUAAUUCACAUGGUAGUGUAGGGCCAACAUACAAGCUACCAGUCUAAUGUGUAUAGUAGACUUUGGGAAAAGCGAUUUUUUUUUCAUGUAUUCAUUCUGAAUAGUUGAAAUGUAUAUUUGUACAGUCUUUUAGACCUAUUCAAGUGAUGCUCAUGAUCCUGUUACUGUGUGCCCAUCAUAGAUUUCUUUUUUUAGUGUUGCCCUUGCUGUGUAAUAAACGCUCUAUCUAGUUUACCUAGCAAAAGCUCAAAACUGCGCUAGUAUGGACUUUUUGGACAGACUUAGUUUUUGCACAUAACCUUGUACAAUCUUGCAACAGAGGCCAGCCACGUAAGAUAUAUAUCUGGACUCUCUUGUAUUAUAGGAUUUUUCUUGUUCUGAAUAUCCUUGACAUUACAGCUGUCAAAAACAAAAACUGGUAUUUCAGAUCUGUUUUCUGAAAUCUUUUAAGCUAAAAUCACAUGCAAGAAUUGACUUUGCAGCUACUAAUUUUGACACCUUUUAGAUCUGUAUAAAAGUGUGUUGUGUUGAAGCAGCAAACCAAUGAGUGCUGCAUUUUGGAUAUUUAGUUUUAUCUUUAGUUCAACACCAUCAUGGUGGAUUCAUUUAUACCAUCUAAUAUAUGACACACUGUUGUAGUAUGUAUAAUUUUGUGAUCUUUAUUUUCCCUUUGUAUUCAUUUUAAGCAUCUAAAUAAAUUGCUGUAUUGUGCUUAAUGUAAA